Molecule: messenger RNA, 1088 nt
Organism: Cladophialophora immunda
Lineage: Eukaryota; Fungi; Ascomycota; Eurotiomycetes; Chaetothyriales; Herpotrichiellaceae
Exons: 1
Coding region: 585-737 (50 amino acids)
Source: RefSeq, a predicted model, not a curated record
GCCAACCACCCAUCUUUGCAACCAGCCAUCGUAUAAUGAGUCCAGAGAGUCUGCGAGGCUGGGCCUCGCGCUUGCGGAUAACUACAUGUAGUCCUUCAAAUACUCCAAAUUCUUGGUAACAUUCCAUCGUCCUCGACAGCCUCCCAUCACAACCAGAACACGAAAUCCCCAGCUUCACCACUGCCCAGUUGACUAUUCCUGAUACAGACUUUCUCCUUCUGUCUUGAGCACGUCCCCUGCAGGCCUAUCCAAGAUUGAUCCCACGGCGCCGCAAACUGUUGUUGCCCUUUCUAGUCGGGGUUCCUUGCCGGGCUUUGCGCCGCCUCCGAACUCGCCGCGAUCGCUCUCUCCUCGAAGCCAUCAAUCAGAACCGGUCCCCAUAAGAGAACUCCCCGACAGCGCUUCGCUCCUUCGCGGACCUCGACUCAGUCCACCGCCUCCUCUCCGGUUCCGCAUUUUCACCUUUGUGGCUCACUCACGUGCCCGGAGCGAACCGUUUGCACGCGACAACACAGUCCAAAGCAGCCGCCACCCUUCACUGCAGCCUCCUCCACCCUCCACACAACCACUUUUUAAUCAGAACCAUGGUGCAACGAAACUACGUGAUUGCGAUCAUUGUGAUCUGCCUGUUCGUUGUGCUGGCCAUCGUGGGCUACGCCAUUUAUGCGAUUCAGAACCGAGUCAGCCUGUUCGCGAAACGGGAGAAGGAGAUAGAAGAGGGAGAAGAAGAGGAAUAACACUCUCAGAAACUCCACGCGUGCGCAAGCGUGUACGUUUCCACCUUGAUGACGAUAAUGAUCUCGAGAACAAAGUUUUGGCGAAUAAAAGGUCGGUUUCUGGAUUGCUCUACUCGGAAGAUGAGCGGGAUACUUGGUUUUAGGACGUACAAUGAGGGAUCUUGACAUGAUACGAUGAACGCUUUGUUUGUUAGCAGCACCAUCGGCGGACAAUACUAUGAUGCAAUAAUAUGCUAAGAAUAUUGGACAACCAAUGUAGAUAUUGUCAAGUUUGGAGCUACAAUAUCAUUAUAUUAUGGUCAAUUGCAUUUUGUCUCGAUUCAAAGGUCCGAAAUAAUGCUGAUAUUUGCC